AUGUCCAAACAGUUGCAAUUCAAGCUGGUCCUCCUCGGCGAAUCAGCCGUCGGAAAGUCAAGUCUGGUUCUGAGGUUCGUUAAGGACCAGUUUGAUGACUACAGAGAGAGCACGAUUGGCGCCGCAUUCCUGACCCAAACAGUGACGCUGGAGGACCAAACCACCGUCAAGUUCGAGAUAUGGGACACCGCCGGGCAAGAACGAUAUAAGGCUCCAAUGUACUACCGAAACGCUAACUGCGCCGUUGUUGUCUACGAUAUCACACAAUCGGCCUCGCUCGAGAAGGCUAGAACAUGGAUACGAGAACUCCAGCGUCAGGCAGACCCUUCGAUAGUCAUUGCUCUUUGCGGCAACAAAUCCGACUUGGCUGCUCGACGACAGGUCACGGAGGAGGAAGCGAAGAAGUACGCUGAGGAGGAAGGACUCAUGUGGGCUGAGACUAGUGCCAAGACGGGAGAAGGUGUUACGGAAAUCUUCACUGCAAUCGCCAAGAAGCUCCCGCUUACUGCGGCACCCGCCUCGCGGACAGGAGCUGCUCGUCCUGGUGCUUCAAGAGCCGGUGUCGACCUCAACAAACAGGCUGCCCCAGGGCCUAACGAACCUUGCAACUGUUGA
Pleurotus ostreatus (oyster mushroom) is the source of this 615-nucleotide messenger RNA. It is a transcript of the gene YPT52, whose product is annotated as GTP-binding protein of the rab/ypt. Gene Ontology annotation, molecular function: GTP binding; GTPase activity. The coding region runs from base 1 to 615 and encodes 204 amino acids. The transcript is spliced from 7 exons. NCBI's taxonomy places the organism in Eukaryota, Fungi, Basidiomycota, Agaricomycetes, Agaricales, Pleurotaceae. The record is from RefSeq and is a predicted model, not a curated record.